This is a messenger RNA of Anopheles stephensi (Asian malaria mosquito), 4174 nucleotides long. It is a transcript of the gene twin, whose product is annotated as CCR4-NOT transcription complex subunit 6-like. Gene Ontology annotation, molecular function: protein binding; poly(A)-specific ribonuclease activity. The record is from RefSeq and is a predicted model, not a curated record. Lineage: Eukaryota; Metazoa; Arthropoda; Insecta; Diptera; Culicidae. Gene Ontology annotation, biological process: nuclear-transcribed mRNA poly(A) tail shortening. The coding region runs from base 504 to 2150 and encodes 548 amino acids. Gene Ontology annotation, cellular component: nucleus; CCR4-NOT complex; cytoplasm. The transcript has 8 exons.
CCAUCUUAGAAACAUAAUGUCAUUUUUAUACGCAAAUCUUUACUGUACAUUUUCGUGUGUUGUAAAUUUCUCGAUCAAAAUUCGCAAAUAGAAAUCCGACGCCUAAACUGUUGGCCGCGUUCUUUCCGCAACGGCAUACGAGACGGAGAGAGUGUGCAGCAUCAAUAUACAGUGAUAUCAGUUAUAUCUUUUUUUUCAUUCUCCGCGCAAAAGUAUCGAAAUUUCGCAAUUGUUUGUGCGCGCGCGUUUGUGUGUGUGUGUGUGCAAUGUGCUAGUGUGCGUGUGUGGUGUGUGCGAGCGAGAGUGUGCUAAGUUGAACAUCUUUUACAAACCAGAAGACGCGAAAGAAAUAGAACUUUUCGGGCUUACAAUAACAACAUUUUAUCAGCGAAUCACAGGAUAGCUACUUCCCACAAGGCCUCCCGGAAGUAGAUGCAGGAAACAUCAUCUGCCAGUACAUCAGAAGCAACAGCCGGAGAAGAAGAAGCGGACAGGGCAACAGGAUGUCACGCAAUAAAGACAAGUACGAAAGCAACAACCCCCGGAGGCAGCAAACAUUUCUGACCGCCGAGGACAUUGCCGCCGGGAAGAAGACGUGCUGGCACGGCAUCGAGAUAACGGGCAGCGUGCGCAACCUCAGCCCGACGCUCUGGAAGUUCGAGCAUCUGACCGCGCUUUUCCUGAACGAUAACUGUCUGACGCGUUUGCCGCAUCAAAUCGGCCAGCUGGGCAACCUUCGGACGCUCGAUCUGUCCGCGAAUAAGCUGCGCAGUUUACCGGCCGAGUUGGGCGAGCUCAUACAACUGCGGGAAUUACUGCUGAACAAUAAUUAUCUGCGAGUGCUUCCGUACGAGCUUGGCAAACUGUUCAAUCUGCAUGUGCUGGGAUUGCACGGCAAUCCGCUCGGCAAGGAUGUACUUUCAAUCUACAACGAACCGAACGGGACGUCCAAAUUGCUGAUGUACAUGCUGGAUAAUUUGUCAGUAGCGGUAGCUCCACCACCUCAGCGUCCCUGGAUCCCUCUAGCUAGACCCAAUCGCAACCGGGGUGCAUGCAUAUUCACGGUCAUGUGCUAUAACGUGUUGUGCGACAAGUACGCGACGCGACAGAUGUACGGCUACUGUCCCAGCUGGGCAUUAAGUUGGGAAUACAGGAAAAAGGCCAUUCUUGACGAGAUACGACAUUACGCGGCGGACAUCAUCAGCCUGCAGGAGGUCGAAACCGACCAAUUCUUCAACUUCUUCAAGCCGGAGCUGAAGAACGAUGGCUACGAAGGCAUCUUUUCGCCCAAAUCGCGCGCCAAAACCAUGUCUGAAGCAGACCGAAAGUACGUCGAUGGGUGCGCGAUUUUCUUCCGCUCCGCAAAGUUUACGCUGAUCAAGGAACAUCUGGUCGAAUUUAACCAGCUGGCAAUGGCUAACGCGGAAGGGUCCGACAACAUGCUCAACCGCGUGAUGCCGAAGGACAACAUCGGGCUGGCAGCACUGCUGAAGGUGAAGGAAAGUGCGUGGGAAAGCGUUUCGCCCGAGGCGGCCCAAAUCUCGCAACCGAUCCUGGUGUGCACCGCGCACAUCCACUGGGAUCCGGAGUUUUGCGACGUGAAGCUCAUCCAGACGAUGAUGCUGAGCAACGAGCUGAAGACAAUACUGGACGAGGCGGGGCUGAGCUUCCGGCCGGGACACAAGUUCGAUGUAAAUAACGUGCAGCUGGUGCUGUGUGGUGACUUUAACUCGCUGCCAGACUCGGGUGUGAUUGAAUUUCUAAGUGCCGGGCGUGUAUCAAUGGACCAUCAAGAUUUCAAGGAGCUGGGCUACAAAUCCUGCCUGCAGCGUAUAUCAAAUUGUGAUACACCAAAUGAAUUUACUCAUUCCUUUAAACUAGCGUCAGCGUACAGUGAAGAUAUAAUGCCAUAUACAAAUUAUACAUUCGAAUUUAAAGGUAUUAUCGAUUACAUAUUCUACUCGAAGCAGGGCAUGGUGCCGCUCGGGCUGCUCGGUCCGAUCUCGUCCGAUUGGCUGCGGGAGAACAAGGUGGUCGGUUGCCCCCAUCCGCACAUACCGUCCGACCACUUCCCGCUGCUAGUCGAGCUCGAGCUAAUCCAUAUGCCAACGACGGGCGCCCAGCCGAAUGGGCUGAUCGGUCGAAGGUAGCAAUAAAACCUGCUAGAGCCCCGCGUAGUAGUAGCCGCCGCCGACGCCGCCGGCAGCAGGCAGAAUGACACCCGCGUGCAAAACUGACUGCAGCAAUAGUACGACCUCCGCCGCCACCGCCGCGAACACACCACCACCUAAUUCAACCACCACCACCAGCAGCAGCAACCGUCAUGUGGUACUCUUGUACGUAACCAUCAUCAUCAUGUGAACUGGCGGAUAUUUGAGUAAAUCACACACACACAAACUGUCCACUCAAAAGGACUACACAAACGGUACAUUAGUAGAGCAUCACCUUGCAGUCCUGAGCAGGAAGGCAGUCAUGUCGCAGUGGCCGACACUAGAAUCCAGGCACACAGUAUCCUCAUCACGCAUCGUCGUAGAGAAAUGCAAGACAUUCAAAGCAGCACCUGUGCAAUGUCUGUGAAAGGUGCGGUCCCUCGAGAACGGCGAUCGAGUAGUCGCCGAUUCACCAAUACAGAGAAGGAGAAUGACAUUAAAUAAUUGUAUAUUAAGUAGACACAAACACACACACCCACAUACCCACACACUCAUACUUGCACACGCACAUACCAUGGACACUAGAUUCAAUUAUGAUUUGUUUGCAAAGAGCCAACCAACCUUGCUCGAAGAAGAAAGGCAAACAUAGAAAAAUCAACAACAAAAUGACAAAACACCAGAAGGGAGCAGGAGUGGUUUUGUGUAAGCCGAAGGGAAAAAGAUGCAAUAUGAAAAAAGAAAUAACAACGUAACACACAGCACGUUCCAAAAGUUGAAGAAACAAUAAAACACACGAAACUGGGCAAGUAAAUUAGGGCACAACAAUAGUAUAAAAGGGCCAAGAAGCAAGUGACAACAUGAAGCUGGAAGAAAAUUUUUACAACCAGAAGUAAACUUAUGCUAAAUCUUAACAAGAACAAAACGAAAAUUCAUUACAAUAUGUACGUGUGUGUGAAAGUAUGAAACAUGUUCUUCGUAGUACAGCAGCAGCUACCCAAUUCCUUUGCGAGAAGGCUAUGGAUGCAGCAACGUGCGCGUCAAUGAUUGUAAGAUAGAAAAACAUUAAAGAAAAAACAAAACAAAACACACACAUGCAUAAAAACUUCGUACUACUAUUACCUACAGAUUGUACAGAGUGACGAAAAUAAGAAUUGUAAAAGAAGAUGCGAAAAAGCACCCACACACACAACACAUAACGAAACGGUUCGAAUCUCAGCUUUAAACGAAACAAAGCGCACCGCUGCAUGGCAAUGCGAUAGCAGCAUUCCCGGGCGGUUUUACGUCACGGCAUUCACACUAUCUCUUCCUUUCCUGCAAUUAUUGUUUCUUAUCCCCUCUAGUAUGUUUUGAUAAGUUCUUAUACGAAACCUCCUUUCUAAGCUUAUUCACUCUAGUGGAUCAAGCUAUUCCUUUCAGGGCUCUUCCAGCCCUUGGAUUUUCAGAUAUUUUUUAAAUUUUUGUUGUUGUUGUUAGACCUGUCCCCUAUCCGUUUAGUCAAUUUUGCCGCUUAAAGCCGAGACAAGAACCGAAAGGAUCUAUAUUGUAUCAACUUAACAUGGAUGUGAGGAUGAUAAUGAUGAUCACGAUGGAACAGUGUUGCAAACGAGAAAACAUAGUUUGGUUCUCUUUUCUCUUUUGCUUUGCUUUUCGGUAGUUGAUCGUUGGAUGGGUGUUCUUUUUUUUGUUUUAUUUGGUUAGCCAAGAUUGUAAGUUCUAAUGAAGGAAAAAGCUUUAUCUUUUGUGUACUUUUAAGAUUACGAAACCCUCACUACGACACAACGAUCCGCCGAUCCCCCAAUCCCGAACUGAGUCAUUUUUGCAUUUUUCUCUGCACUUUUUCAUCUGGUGAUGUCUGUUUUCUACUUCUUUUUAAACAUCAUGUUCAUGCUAUUUUACACGAACAAAGAGAGAUUGUGCUAGUAUGUAGGUUAUGCGAUUUUGCUUUUUUGACUCGAGUAUGUGUUUUAAGUAGUUCAUGAAAAAAGCUUCCGUCUUUUUUUUGUUUUAGUAAAUACAAAUGAUGA